AUGACGCAUGAUGACUGGAUGCCCCAAGUUGGGCCGCGGAAGUACUUCCUCGAACCCCUGCGCCCAAAGAUCACCAGCCACCAUAGAACCAUGGACGUUGCUGGCGGCCAAGAAGAAUCGGCGUUGGUCACGGCGGCAACGGAAAGACGCGGACGCCAAUGCACGGGGCCGCUGAGGGUCGAGAAAAACGUGGCAAGGGAGACUAAUGGACGAAGGAGAGGAAAGGGCAAUGCACCAGUUAGGGAAGUUCAACAUGUGGAACAGCAAGCGGGAAAACGCAAUUCUUCUGUCAUUGGGGUGUGUGCGAGACGAGGACUCUUAUCUAUACUGUUCAAGAAGCAAUGGAUGAGCUUUCUCGCUGUAGGUCAAGAAAGCGAAACCACACGCAUCAAGAAACGCAAGUCGUUAGUACUCAGUGACAGAGAUGAGGAGCGACAGAAGGUGGAUCUAGAAGGUGAAGGAGGGGGAAGGGGAAAACAGAGAGAAGGGAAGCGUAAGGAUUGGAAGGGUGUUGCAAGCUGGAAGUGGAAGGAAGGCUCGAGUGCCAUUCAUUUGGCCCGCCAAAGCGCAUUGACAGAGAUGGUUGACUAUCCUGAGACAGCUUGCUGA
Aspergillus niger is the source of this 609-nucleotide messenger RNA. RefSeq lists its product as uncharacterized. Lineage: Eukaryota; Fungi; Ascomycota; Eurotiomycetes; Eurotiales; Aspergillaceae. The transcript has 5 exons. The record is from RefSeq and is a predicted model, not a curated record. The coding region runs from base 1 to 609 and encodes 202 amino acids.